Messenger RNA from Acaulospora morrowiae, 309 nucleotides. The record is from the annotation of a GenBank genome assembly. NCBI's taxonomy places the organism in Eukaryota, Fungi, Glomeromycota, Glomeromycetes, Diversisporales, Acaulosporaceae.
AUGGAUGUAGGGCAAUUCCGAUUUCUUGAUAGCUUCCAACAUAUGGAAAUAGGUCUUAAUAAACUUGUUGAGACUUUUGGCGGAAAGCUUGAGAAACUUCCUUUAUCGGUCAAGCACUUCACUGAAAAGGGGUACUCGUUAGAUCAAAUCAAUCUAUUAAUAAAACGAAAAGGCGAUGAUGGCUUGGAUCCUUCUCAUUACGUUUCAGCACCAGGGAUGUUUAACGAUUCGCUAUACAAAAGUAGCGGAGUUAAAAUCAAGUUGAUGUCAGAUAUGGACGAGUAUUUGACGGAAUUCGCGGAGGCAUGA